Messenger RNA from Anoplopoma fimbria (sablefish), 1638 nucleotides. Its product is annotated as smoothelin-like protein 2. The transcript has 12 exons. Gene Ontology annotation, cellular component: filamentous actin; microtubule organizing center. The coding region runs from base 1 to 1638 and encodes 545 amino acids. The record is from RefSeq and is a predicted model, not a curated record. Gene Ontology annotation, biological process: actin cytoskeleton organization. Gene Ontology annotation, molecular function: protein binding. Lineage: Eukaryota; Metazoa; Chordata; Actinopteri; Perciformes; Anoplopomatidae.
AUGGAAGGAGCCACAGAGGGUGUUCAGGAGGCAAUGGUGAGCGAGGCUCUGGUUCAGUUCAGGGCCACUUUGCAAGCGGCCGUGAGGGAGGUGCACGUGGACGUGAGCGUUUUCAAGCAGCGCAUAGAGCACAGGAUCGAGGAGAUGUGCGUUUCCAACGGACCCUUGGCCGGGGCCGUGACCAGGCUGCAGGAGGAGAACCUGCAGCUCAGGUCAAAGAUGGAGGCCCUCAGCCGCCUGGUGGAGGGUCUCUCCGGGGUGAAGAUCGAGAGGAGUCCUGCCGAAGUGAAGGGGAAGAACGUGGAGAAUGGUAUGGAGAACAACCAGGAGGAGAGCAGAGAGGCCUGGUUUACUCUGAAAGAUCAGAGAACAGCCAGUCAAGGCAUCGAUGCAAAAGGAGAGAAAAAUGUUGCCACAACUGCACAAGAGAAUGGGAACCCAGAAAUCUCCCAUCAGCCUCUCACCGCCAUCACAACACCAAGCACAGAGUCGUCUGCCGUAACUAACUCUCCUAAGUAUGCCUUGGAAACCCCCAACAUGUCUGACCAGGAAGAAUCAGUUCUUCUGACCAAACCCCAUCAGCCCCUCACUGCAAUGCUAAAACCCAGCUCUGACGCUCCAGCUGACCCACAGUCUCCUGCCUCAGCGCCCAAAGCGACAAAAGAAUUACCAGUAAAACCAGUAGAAUCUCCUGCUAAAUGUGACACUGAUGAACCCCAACCCCACCUACCUGUUACUGCCAUGAAAAUAAAACCCAGUCCAGAGGGUCUGUUUGCCACCAAACCUACCCAGUCUCCAGCAUUGGUGCCUAAAGCAGCUGGUCAUCCGACAGCAGAGGCUCCAACAGACGUCACUGAACCCAAGCCGUACUUGCCUCUUUCUGCUAUGAGCAAACCCAACACAGAGUCUUCAUCGUCAGCUACAACAGCAGCAGCCCCCACUCUUUUAGCAUUAACGGACGCUACAGUAAAACCUGGGGAAUAUCCCUUUAAGCGAGUACCAAUUCUCAAGACACCCAGUCCCAGUCUGAAGAGAAGUGUGAGCUUUCCUCAGCCUGCAGAAAAGUUGCUUCCAUCCAAAUCAAUCAUAAAAUCUGGUUUCUCACCAAGUUUGGACAAGAAGGCAACCAAGUCAGGGGGGGUUGAGUUUAAGCAGGAUCUGAUGAAAUCCCAAACGCUUCCACGCUCCAACGGGGCUCAGGCCAAGAGGGCCCUCUUUGAGAGGAUGAACUCAGAGCCCAUAAAACCAAAGGAUUCCAAACCUAAACUGAAGCGCUCUCAGAGUUUUGGCGCGUCCAGUGCCAGUGGUAUAAAACAGAUUCUCCUGGAGUGGUGUCGCUCCAAAACCAUUGGCUAUCAGAACAUAGAUAUCCAGAACUUCUCGUCCAGCUGGAGUGAUGGGAUGGCUUUCUGUGCUCUGGUUCACUCGUUCUUCCCUCUGGACUUUGAUUACAACACGCUGGAUCCUGCAAACCGCAAACACAACCUCCAGCUGGCCUUCACCACCGCAGAGCAGCAGGCUGACUGUCUCCGUCUGAUCGAGGUGGAGGACAUGCUGAUGAUGGGGGACAAGCCGGACCCCAUGUGUGUGUUUACAUACGUCCAGUCCCUCUACAACCACCUGAAGACGUUUGAAUAA